Durotheca rogersii is the source of this 924-nucleotide messenger RNA. RefSeq lists its product as uncharacterized. NCBI's taxonomy places the organism in Eukaryota, Fungi, Ascomycota, Sordariomycetes, Xylariales, Xylariaceae. The transcript has 2 exons. The coding region runs from base 1 to 924 and encodes 307 amino acids. The record is from RefSeq and is a predicted model, not a curated record.
AUGCCUCGAUGGCCAGAAAAGGAAGCCAGGGUGUAUUCUACUAAUAAGCACACCGUCCGCGCCCGCAAGCGUGCCGCAGGACUUCCCCAACUGCAACGGGAGCUCGAGCUAGCCAAAUCAGCCGAUUCCAGAGCGGUCAUACGUGCUUGGAAACUCAAAACAGACACGGAGGCUUUUCAGAUGGCGAGCCAGGCGGACAAGAGCAAAGUCUUGGAGCAAGUCGAGAAAGAGGUUCUGCAACGCCGCAGACUCCGCGGUAUCGAUCAGGAGACGAGACUUAGUCGAUACAUGAAGCGGCACCAUCUCACCGGCGACGACUCUGUCCCCAAGCCGCCCUCUCCGCGCCCAGCUAGCCCUGUUCGUGAUCCUGACGUGUCCUUCCAUCCGCCGCCUGGGGCGCCAGAUGAUUUCCGACCGAGUACGAUCAGCGAUGACUUCGAUACCACAUGCAAUCGACUUUUCAGUUGCGAGGAGGAGCCUCGGACCGCCCCGGAACUAAAUAUCGAUCAUACCGAGACUAUCCCGUAUUUUGAGGAUUACCUCGAUCGACUUCCGCUACAUCCCUGCCUCUACGAGCAGGGCGACGUAGGGAACAAUACUGAAUCGCCGACCGUUACCAGCGUCGUAUCCACCGACAACAACACUAGCACCAGCGAAGUUGACGAAUUAAAGCACCAGGUCCAAUGCCUGUCUGUCAAAUUAGGGUUCGCGCAAACGACCAUCUCGCUAAUGGAGGACCGUAUCAAGGCUAUGGAGAGCCGUGUGGCCAAGUACGACGCGCUCGGAAGCCACCAGCAUGUCAGUCAGUAUGCCCAGGCAACGUCUACUCUUGCAGAGGGUUGUCGCUCUAUCGGUCAGCAUUUCGCCGUCCUAUCCACGCAGCUAGACCCUAGUGCCGGCGCAGUAACAGAUGACAAGAUGUAG